This is a messenger RNA of Cololabis saira (Pacific saury), 666 nucleotides long. RefSeq names its product exocyst complex component 4-like. Lineage: Eukaryota; Metazoa; Chordata; Actinopteri; Beloniformes; Belonidae. Gene Ontology annotation, cellular component: synapse; growth cone membrane; exocyst. The record is from RefSeq and is a predicted model, not a curated record. Bases 10 to 666 code for a protein of 218 amino acids. Gene Ontology annotation, biological process: exocytosis; chemical synaptic transmission; Golgi to plasma membrane transport. The transcript is spliced from 4 exons.
GCUGGAAAAAUGGCAGCUGAUACUGCUAAAUACAGGAGUGCAGUGAGCAAAAACAAAGACCCCUCUGGUCUUCUCAUCUCCGUCAUAAGGACUCUGUCCAGCAGUGAUGAUGUGGAGGACAGAGAGACGGAGAAGGGUCGGCUGGAAGAAGCCUUUGAGACAUGCGACAGGGAUUUAGAUAAACUGAUUGUUCAGCAUUAUGCAGAACUUACAACCGCCAUCCGGACCUACCAGAGCAUCACAGAACGCAUUACCAGUUCUCGCAACAAGAUCAAACAGGUGAAGGAGAACCUCCUGUCUUGUAAGAUGCUGCUUCACUGUAAAAGGGAUGAGUUGAGGAAGCUGUGGAUAGAAGGCAUCGAACACAAGCAUGUGCUUCAGCUGCUGGAUGAAAUCGAAAGCAUUAAGCAGGUUCCUCAGCGCCUGGAGACCUAUAUGGCAAGCAAGCACUACCUUCAUGCCACGGACAUGUUGGUGACGGCUGUGGAGUCCCUGGAAGGCCCGUUGCUCCAGGUGGAAGGCCUCGGAGAUCUGCGGCUGAGCUGCACCAGCAAGAAGCUCAACAUGCACCUGGUGCUCAUCGACGAGCUGCACAGACACCUCUACAUCAAGUCACAGUCGCCUCGGACACAAAAACAAGGGACAAAAAUGCUGCUCGCAUUCUAG